Bufo bufo (common toad) is the source of this 4142-nucleotide messenger RNA. It is a transcript of the gene MTDH, whose product is annotated as metadherin. The transcript has 12 exons. The record is from RefSeq and is a predicted model, not a curated record. The coding region runs from base 212 to 1900 and encodes 562 amino acids. NCBI's taxonomy places the organism in Eukaryota, Metazoa, Chordata, Amphibia, Anura, Bufonidae. Gene Ontology annotation, molecular function: transcription coregulator activity. Gene Ontology annotation, biological process: regulation of transcription by RNA polymerase II; positive regulation of canonical NF-kappaB signal transduction; positive regulation of angiogenesis. Gene Ontology annotation, cellular component: nucleus.
UUUUAUACCAACAUGGCGUCCGUUCGGCCGGAGUGAUGACGUUGCCUCUGCGCUAGGCCUGGGCGGAGCCGGGACGCCUCUAAGUGCUCUCUGGCCGCUCACUGUCUUUCUCAUUCCCUGUUGCUGACGUGCACAGGCGCCCAGUGGUAGGGGCAGGAAGGAAGGGUGCCCACCUCCAGCUGCCUGGUGGCACAUCGCUCCGCCGCGCACCAUGAGCUCAGGCUGGCAGGAGGCUGCGGCCCAGCAGGCCGAGGAAGUGUCUGCCCGGCUGAGGCAGCUGCUUAUCACAGGGCUCGGGCUGCUUCGCUCGGAGCUGGGCCUGGAGAUAGGCCUGGAGCCUCAGCGGUACCCGUCCUGGGUGUUCCUGGCCGUGCCCGUCUCUCUGGGGCUCUUCUUCCUGUUCCUGCUGCUGCAUUGUGCUACCAGCCGGAGCCCCCCCAGCUCCAAGCGGGUGACACACCAUGAGAAGGAGCAGCCGGUGCCCCUGGUCAAGGCCCCUGUGCCCACCAAGACGGUGAAGGUGGAGGAGCCCAAGAAGAAGAACAAGAAGAAGCCGGCCGAGAAGGCCAAGCCCAAUGGUCGGCCUGUGGAGCUGUCGGAGGAGGUGGUCGUCCCCGCAGUGAAAAAGGAAACGGCAAAGCAGCCGCAGGAGGCGGAUAAGAAGAAUGAGAAGAACGAGAAGAUUAAGAAAACUAAAAAGAAACCAAAGGCAGAUCUGAAACCAACACAGCCAUCAUCCAGUCAAGAUAAAAAGGAAGCUGAGGAAGGGAACUGGGAAACCAAAAUCAGCAACAAGGAAAAGAGACAACAACGCAAACGUGACAAAGGAGCCGACGGCGACGGCCCUGAUACCGCCACCUCAGUGCUGGAAGCUUUCACCGUUAUACCAACCCAGACUGCAAACAUCCGUAAAUCCAAAGGCCCAAGUGACUCCUCUACGCUGAAUGGAAGUAACUGGAAUGAGAAGCCAGCUAAAGUAAUUCCCGCCCAGCCAGUGGAAGAAAAAUGGGUGCCCACUACCAAUACAGCAAGCAAGAAAAAGGCAGAGCCUUGCACUUGGAAUAGGGAGACUGUGGACGCUAAUGGAAAGGAGUGGAGCGCUCCAUGGAGCGAGCGUUCGAUCUUCCCUAGAAUAGCCACAUGGUCCAGUGUGGAUUCGAGAUUGAAUUCUUCAGAACCGAGGGCACCGUUUUCCAUUGGAUUAAACAAUGCUGUUUCUGCUGCUGAUUCAGUUCCUCAACCAAGUGUAACUGAGAAGCAAUGGGAAGUGAUCCAUGCAGAGCCCAGCGCAGAUGAUGAAUGGUCUGGCCUGAAUGGUCUUAAUUCAGCCGACCCCAGUUCUGACUGGAGUGCACCAGCGGAGGAGUGGGGUAACUAUGGAGAAGAGGAACCAGCACCAGGCAAACCGAAUAAGAAGGCUGAGCAAGAAGUCUCUAAGGUAAAGGUUUCUGAUGAUGAUAAAGAAAAGGAAGAUGGAGCUGCUCAGGGUUCUGCUGGCAGCAAAACUAAGAAGAAGAAGAAAAAGAAGAAGCAAGGAGAUGAAUCUGGUUCUGCCACACAGGAAGCAGAAGGCACAAGGGCUGCUGUGGACUCCUACAAAGAGAAUUCGGUCCCAGCUUCAUUACCUCCUGUAAUCCCCCCAGUAGUUGCAAAAAAUAAUGUGCCGAAAGAGAAAAAAACUGUGCAAGAGAAGCGCCCUCGUACUAUAUUACCUGAGGCUCCUGUAUCUGCCAUGCAUAAAACUUCUGAGAAGGGCCCAGCCCAAGUGAAGCAGCAGGAGGCCAACACUUCCGUUACCAAGCAGAACAGUGUGUCUCCACCUUCACAAGCCAAGUCCGAAGAAAGUUGGGAGUCCCCAAAAGAAGUGAAGAAGAAGAAAAAGGCCAGGAGAGAAACGUGAUUUUCUUUAAUCACUGGAAGAAAAAAAAAAAAACAUGUUCAGACACUCAUGAAGAUUAUGCUGUUUAUGCAAUAAUUUGUGAACAUGUACAGAAUUUUAUAACGUCUGCAUUUUUAAAAGAACCUGCUGUCAAUGUGACCUCCCUACAGGCAGGAAGGAGAAAAAAAAAAAAGAAAAAGACAAAGUAACUGAAUCAUGGAUGAGAUCGAGACCAUACAGCGACGAUGGAAUCGUGCAGAACAUCACAUUUGCCAACGGAGAACUUUUCAAUUGAUGCGGAACAGACUUUAAUUCCUGAUUCUACUAAAUGGUGACCUGUUUACAUUCAUAUUGUGCCCUGUCCAAGUCUCUGAGAGAACAGAUCAUAUGCGGGGACUCCCUGUGAAAUAACAGCUCUGCCAUCUAUUGUCCUUUUUUAUUAUUGGUGGCUAUUGUUUUACGGUAGCAGCGUGCCAGCCUGUCAUUUUACCAAUCGUUCGCGUUUCAUGGGAUGUGUGAGCCGUCAUGCAGUGAACAGGAGACUGAAUUGUGAUCUAGUGAAUGUAUGAGCAGUUUCACUCUCUUACUUUCGUUGGUUUUGCUAGAAUCGUCCUCUAUUUUGUAUUAGGUUUAGCUUUUUAGGGCGUGUCCCCCCCCCCCUUUUUUUUUUCAUCAUACUGAUAUAAUACUUGCACUCUAGCCAUAGCUUGGCUAAUAAUCAAGUUUUCAAGGAUGGUUGUUGGCGACAAAGCUUUUUAUUUUAUUUUUUAGGGCUACCAUUGGUUAUUAAUGAGGCAGCCAUUAUUGUCCAAUUACGUGAGCUAUACUGGAUAUGUGUAUGGUCGUGGUGGCUUCAGACAGCUUUAAUUGACGUUGUCAAGACCUCCAAUAAUCAGGAAUGUUUUUUACUGCCUUAACCUGUAGUCUUUAGUAUUCAUGAACAAAAUUAGUGUUUUUAUAAUACAAUAUAAUCAUUAAAAAGAUACAUGAUUAGUCCUGACAGUAGUGCCUCCCCCACCCCCGAAGCUUACAACCUGUCAAAUUUGUGUCAGUGUCAACAAGACGUGUGGAAUUCAUCCCCCUUCAUAGGCAAUGUAAUUACAUUCAUUACAAUUUACAGCUAACUUUGUAUCUAUCCAUUGUGCAUGGUGAGACGGACCUUGUAAAUAGCCUUACCGAAUGUUCUGAAACUACAAGACCAUUGUGGAUCGAGAUAGCCAUGUCCUUCUACAUAACGCCUGAUCAUGCUGUGAUCAGUAUAAUCCGGCCCUAUACGGUUCAGCAUGGUAAGCUUCCACCUGUGGCCAUUUCUGGUUCGAGAAGGGUGAUGGUAAAAAAAAAAAAAAAUUACCGAAGGGGAUAGGUCAUCAAUAUGAGAUCAGCAGGCAGGGGUCAGACUCCUGGGAUCCCUGCCGAUCAGCUGUAGGAAGAGGCAGCCGCACUCCUUGAGCGCUUAGGCCUCUUCCUAGGCCAUGUGACUUCACGAACAUCCGUCACAAGGCCAGGCGCAGCUCUGCUCCAUUCAAGUGAAUGGGGCCAAGCUGUGAUACCAAGCACAGCUGCUAUACAAUGUAUGGCGCUGGUCUUGGUGAGCUGCAAGGAGGCUGCUGAUCUGUGGGCGUACCGGGAGUCAAACUCCCACCGAUCUCAUAUUGAUGACCUAUCCUGAGAAUGUCAUCACUUAUGUAAAUCCCGGAGAACCCCUUUGGUGUUUCCUUCGGAGUAUUCCUUGGAUAUGCCAUCGGAGGAAGGACCACCAGUCCUGAGCAUAGAGAUGUAGUGCUGGUUCAGAGCUGCCGCCCCUUCUGUUUUUCGCCUGAACAGUGGCACUCCCAGCCACCCGCUGUGUAGAGGAGCUGAAUUUGGCUCCAGCUUGAAUGGAGCUGUGCUGCAGUUUCCCUGCACCGUCACCUAAGGCCUAGUGAUCGUCCCAUCACACAAAGUGAAGGCAUAUGCCUUUUCAAGAGGAAAGGGGGGUACAGGUUUAGAAAAAAAAGGGUCUGAUUGUUUUCCAAAAACAGCGCUGCUCUUGUUCGUAUAUUGUCUAUCUAGUAUAACAGCUCAAGCGCAUUGACUGGAGUGACAGAGUGAAGAGUGGAGGACUUCUUAGAGGAGCUGUUCAGAAUUGGGGGACAAAAGUGAGAUUGGCAUCUGCCAAGAGGUGAUUAGUGACGCACUGAUGCCACUAGUACCCAGUGACUAGAUCAACUGCAAAGAUGCUUUUACUGAUCAUUGGCAGUGAAUUAACUUUAAUAUUUUGGGG